Cyclocybe aegerita is the source of this 549-nucleotide messenger RNA. The record is from the annotation of a GenBank genome assembly. Lineage: Eukaryota; Fungi; Basidiomycota; Agaricomycetes; Agaricales; Hemipholiotaceae.
AUGGCUAGACAAGGUCCCCGUCUGCACCGGUUGCCACAUCGCACCGACUACAUCCUGAUACCAGCUCCUCUCGACCUCUCUCUCCCAGAGAUGACGGAAAAGUCGCCGCUCCCUGCGAUCAUCGUCACCCCGUCCUCGCCCUCCUCCUCACGCGACUUCUCCAUCGCCUUCCUCGCCGAACCGCCCAAGCCCACCCUGCGCGAGCGCGUCCAGGCGUACAAGCACUUCAAUUCGCCCAACCUCAGCUUGACCUUCCCUUCGAUACCCCAGCCGUUCAACCCGAGCAUGCGCACGCGCUCGAUCCUCAUCAUCCUGCUCAUCAUCUUCGUGCUCGUGUGCCACCUCGUGACGCACCGCCUCGCUGCCCGGCGCCCGCACCUUGAAUUUUCUGUCCAGACGGGUGCGACGAGUGGCCAGGUCGGAGAGCCGGCAAUGUCGUGGUUCGACUUCCGGUCUUUGUUCGGUGCCGCCGCGGAGGUGCGUGCGCACCCUCCCCUGGAGACGUUCCAUACCGAGCUCGUCGUGGAUAAGUUACCUGGAGCUCGGUGA